CUUCCCCGCUGAGCAAUCGACUUGCGUUGCGUUGCGUUGCUUGCUCUCCUCCGCCUGCCGCCGGUGGGGUCCUCCUCCUCCUCCUCCAUCUCCCAUCCACCCUGUCGAUCUGUCUCCCCAACCAAGCCACCCCUCCCUCCUCCCCGUCCCCAGAUCCACCCCUCCCCCUUCUCGAACCUUCUGGAGGCGGCGGCCGACCUGUAGCAGUAGGAGCAUCAGCGGCGGGGCGGGCGAUGGAGACCCUGGCGCAGCGCGCGGCGCUGCUGCGGGAGUCGCUGCAGAAGAGCCAGUCGGUCACCGACGCCGUCGUCUCCAUCCUUGGCUCCUUCGACAGCCGCCUCUCCGCGCUCGACGCCGCCAUGCGCCCAAUCCAGGUCAGGACGCACGCCGUGCGGACGGCCCACGAGAACAUCGACCGGACGCUGCGCUCCGCUGAUGUCAUCCUCACACAGUUCGAUCGGACUCGAGAGGCAGAGCGUGAAAUACAGAAGGGGCCACAUGAAAAUCUUCAAGGUUUUCUAGACGCAGUCGAUCGGUUGAGAAGUAUCGAGCGUUUCUUUAGCUCGAAUAGGAGCUACCGAAGCAGUGAUGGUGUGCUCAACCAUGUGAAUUCCCUCCUUUCUAAGGCUCUUGUGAAGAUGGAGGAUGAAUUCCAGAAGCAAUUGACUCAGCGCAGCAAACCUAUCGAGCCUGAUCGUCUUUUUGAUUGCCUUCCAAGUACUCUUCGACCAUCAUCUGAAUCUCAUCCUGAAGGUGGAAAAAACCCAUCACAUUCCGAAAAUCAGCAGAACUCGGAGGCUGCUGUAUACAGUCCUCCCGCUCUUAUUGAGCCAAGGUUCAUUCCUUUUCUGGCUAAAUUAGCACAACAGUUGGUACAAGCUGGAUGCCAACAGCAAUGCUCAGAAAUAUACAGUGAAGCCCGUGCUUCUGCUUUAGAGUCAAGCCUGAAGAGCUUGGGUGUUGAAAAACUCAGCAAAGAUGAAGUGCAGAAAAUGCCUUGGGAAAUUUUGGAGUCUAAAAUAGGGAACUGGAUUCACUUCAUGAGAAUUGCGGUUAAACUUCUUUUUGCCGCGGAACGUCAGCUUUGUGACCAAGUUUUUGAUUGCAGUCAAUCUUUGAGGGAUAAAUGCUUUUCUCAAAUAACUAAGAAUAGUUUGGCUACAUUACUCAGCUUUGGAGAGGCAAUUGCUAUGAGUAAAAGAUCACCAGAGAAGCUUUUUGUGCUUCUAGACAUGUAUGAAAUAAUGUGUGAACUUCAAGCAGAUAUUGACACCAUCUUUGUUGGAGAAUCAUGCUCUCAAAUGCGUGAGUCUGCAUUGAGUUUGACAAAAUGCUUAGCACAAACUGCGCAGAAGACUUUCAGUGAUUUUGAAGAAGCUGUCGAAAAGGAUGCAACAAAAAAUAUUCAUAUCGAUGGGACAGUGCAUCCUUUGACAAGCUAUGUGAUUAACUAUGUUAAAUUUUUAUUUGACUAUCAGUCAACUCUAAAACAGCUCUUCCAGGAGUUUAAAAGGGAAGAUGGAACAGGUUCAGAGCUGGCCACUGUAACCAUGAGUAUCAUGCAGGCUUUACAGAAUAAUCUGGAUGCAAAAGCAAAACAAUACAAGGAUCCUGCUUUGAUGCACAUAUUUUUGAUGAAUAACAUUCAUUAUAUUGUAAAAUCUGUCCGCAGAUCAGAAGCCAAAGAUUUAUUGGGGGAUGACUGGAUUCAAAGGCAUCGAAGAAUUGUACAGCAAAAUGCAAAUCAAUAUAGAAGGAUUGCUUGGUCAAAGGUCUUGCAAUGCCUCUCUGGUCAAGGUUUGACUUCAUCAGGAGGUAGUGGUCAAGUAGGAAGCGAGGGAGGCAAUAGCAGUGGAGCUUCAAGAGCCGCAGUCAAGGAGAGAUUCAGGUCUUUCAACGUGCUAUUUGAGGAGAUUUACCAAAAACAGUGUGGCUGGUCUGUUCCAGAUACAGAGCUGCGUGAGUCACUAAGACUUGCAGUUGCCGAAAUUCUGUUGCCUGCAUACAGAUCUUUCCUAAAGCGUUUUGGGCCUCUCAUUGAGAACAGUAAAGCACCUGGAAAAUACGUCAAGCACACUCCUGAGCAAGUCGAGGUACUGCUUGGCAAUUUGUUUGAAGGAAAACAAGAGCGUACUUGAUGUUGGAUAUGUGGCUGCUUAAUAUACACCAGUGAAGAUGUGAUUCAAUUUUCUGUAAAUUGGAGCCCUAUUAGCAUCUUUUGUUUACGUAGUCCUGCUACGCAGAAAAAGAACCGCUGCUAUGUGCACCUUUCCGUGAUUUGGUGCAUGAUUUGUAUAGAUACUGCCCUAGUUGCCAAUUAUGAUUUUUUGUUGAUUUGGUAGGAGCUAGGCUCGGUCUGAUAUGUUGGAAACACUCUUGUUAUUAGUGCAUUCAUUAUCGAGUAUCAGCAUUCAGCAGUGUGCCAGUGUGCAA
Oryza brachyantha (malo sina) is the source of this 2433-nucleotide messenger RNA. Its product is annotated as exocyst complex component EXO70A1-like. The transcript is spliced from 12 exons. The record is from RefSeq and is a predicted model, not a curated record. Lineage: Eukaryota; Viridiplantae; Streptophyta; Magnoliopsida; Poales; Poaceae. Gene Ontology annotation, biological process: exocytosis. Gene Ontology annotation, cellular component: exocyst. Bases 234 to 2138 code for a protein of 634 amino acids. Gene Ontology annotation, molecular function: phosphatidylinositol-4,5-bisphosphate binding.